ACUGAAGCGACCUAUGGUUCUUCUCGUCAGCGUCUCUUGCCACAGGCAGAGACAGGCGGUGCCACAUUCGGAUCCCACUCCGACCCUGCCUCCAGCCUCCCCUUCGAUUACCCGUACUCCAUUCCCCCUGGCCUGGCGUUGGCUCGGACCGGCGCCCGAUCGCGACGCCCAACCCGUGAUUUUCACCACUACGUGCUACUGCGCGCAACCCGUUCGCCCUGGCUGGGGGACUAAGCCGGCGCUUUGUGUCACUGUGGCCGGACGGGCCGCCGCUCGCUGCCUGCGCUUGGGCUCGCUCGAGUCCAUGUAUCCCGAGAAUUGGCCACUGUCGAGUGACAGCCAUCUAGCGUCGCAAACGACCGGCUUGUUCCCGACUCGCCGUCGAAGGGCUUUUAUGAGCACUGGAAUCGUCUCCUCCAAACUUGUGCGGCGUAGCUGCGUGGUGGGCUAGCCUACCCCGUAUCCGAACACGGAGUUUUCGGAGCCUGCCCAUGGCCCUUAGUUCCCCCCAUAUAGGUGAGAUGCGAGACCACCCUGGCAAGCCUGGCCUGCAUGGUCUUGUCUUGCUUGGGAUAAGCCAGGCUUGGUAGCUUCUUCUCUGCAGAUUGUCAAGCGCUUCUUUGGAUGGUUAACUCUGGUGCCUCCCUGCCAUUCGCGCAUGGAACGCCUGUAUCUGGGUACCCUACUCGUCUGCCGUCGUUGCAACCAGACCCUGUCUGUGGCCAUGGUGUGACUCCGCGUCCUAUCCUCAUAUACGGUCCACCCGCACGUACAUACAUCUUGACUGGGAUGCCGCUUCGUGACAGUUGACAGACCGUUGUUCGUUUGUCUCCCCGCGGGAUCUCAGCCGAGUGCCUCCUUGGGCCUGCAUGUCCAACUGCCGCAGGAUCAAUUUACGGGACCAAACCACCCACCGACGGCUCGUCAGGAGCAACUGCAUCAUCGCAGGAUGGCCUCGAACAAACUUCCCGUCGGGAGCAACAUCCCAGGUGCCAGCAACGCAGACCUAGUUCGGAUUCCCUGCAUCGUUUUCUUCGCCGUCACUCCCAUCUUUCUCGCCAUUCGGAUAUGGAACCGUCUGUCAAGACGAACGGGUCUCGGAUGGGAUGACUGGACAAUAUUGGUGUCGUUCGCUUGCACUUUGGCGGUUCAGAUCCUCAUGAUGCUAGCUUGCAACUACGGAUUCGGCAAGCACAAAUACCACUUGACUGAGGAAAACUUAUUGAUGGCUCUCAAGCUGUUCUAUAUCGCCCAGAUCUUCUACAAGCUCACCAUCAACCUGACAAAGGCUUCAAUUCUGCUCCUAUAUCUCCGCAUCUUCGUACAAAAAUGGUUCCGUAUCAGCUGCUACAGCCUGAUUGGGAUCGUUGUCGCCUACAUGAUCGCGACUACUGCGUCGGCCAUCUGGCAGUGCAAUCCCAUCUCCGGCGCCUGGGACAAGUCGAGCAACCCAACGUGCAUCAGCCUGACCAAGAACUGGUACGCCAACGCAGGGUAUUCCAUUGCCACCGACGUUCUCAUCCUUCUGUUGCCUAUGCAGCCCCUUUGGUCCAGCAAGCUGCCAGUCAACCAGAAGAGGGCCUUGAUGCUGGUCUUUGCUCUGGGUGGCUUUGUUACCAUUACCUCGAUUCUGCGAGCCACGACGCUCAACUUUUCCACCACAAGCCCCGACAGUACAUAUGACAUCACGUCUACACUCUGGACAAUGAUUGAAGAGAAUGUCGCUAUUAUUUGCGCCUGUCUUCCUAUGUGCCGCAUUAUCCUUGCCUGGGUGUUUCCGAAGGCCUUUGCCAAUGCCUCGUCGGCGGCCGCAGGUUCACAUGGGCCCACCUAUACGUUUGGUCAGAAGCGCAGCGGUGCCUACUCGCAGACCAGUGGCAACCGCGAGUGGAAGCCUUAUUCGGGCCCGAACGAGGCCAAUGGCACGUCCCGGAGCGUGGUUCAGCACAGCGACGACACGAGUGAAGAGUUUAUCCUCACGACGGUGCACAGCGUGAACAACAACACUACGAUCCAAGACGAUCACGCGAUUCGCAAGACGACACAAUAUGCCGUUUCUUACGAAAGGGAGCACUACAACAGCCGGGUGUGAGGCUAGAGGCGGUCGAGGGAACGACCUACGACAACACGUGCACGGGGUCAAUGGCUUUUUGAAAUAAUGUCCGCCAUCAAAAGUCUUUUUGUCCGACAAGCGAGCGCGCCCUAUUACUCUAAAGUUGUCUUAGUAGAUUUCGUGGUGCGAUGUGUAUUUCUAUUGACGAUGAUGACGAGUUGGCGGUGGCCAUGAUACUUGCACAGCCUGCGAGCACAGCCUGCGAGAUACUUGAGCGAUGGUGGCGAGACAUGGAUAGAGAUGCAUAAGACUGUUGGCCAACGCCAAUUUUACUGCCACGUCGGAUCGGAUACCCGUCUGUUCCUCUCAAUUCAAGCACCAGAACAAGAAAAAGCGCAGGAGAACAAGUCCGGAGCGGCCAGGGGUAUGUAUCAUCCAGCGGAGCAUUCGAUGUUGAGAACUUUUGGAGCCGUGUCUGCGACUCUGCCAACACCUCCCCCGGCGGGCGACGAUCCCGCCUCGAUAAUAGAAAUGGAUAUAUACUUCUAAGUGACUGGGAAACAUAAGCUAGCGCGUACUUUGUAUAUAUAUAUAUAUAUAUAUAAGCCCACCAACCCCCGCGGCCGCCGAUACCUGCCCGAACGGAG
Molecule: messenger RNA, 2700 nt
Organism: Purpureocillium takamizusanense
Lineage: Eukaryota; Fungi; Ascomycota; Sordariomycetes; Hypocreales; Ophiocordycipitaceae
Exons: 5
Coding region: 950-2092 (380 amino acids)
Source: RefSeq, a predicted model, not a curated record